UAUCCACGGGUAAGGACCAUCCUUUGGCCCGUGGAUCCCAGCUAGUCACCGUGACUAGAGGCUCUGGAAAACGACUCUUGUCACUGGCAGGUGUGGAAGAUCAUGUGUUGGUCAAUGUCCUCGGAGACCGCCUUGCUCUCUAUAGUGGGGUGGGUCCGGAUCACGGAGCCCUCCAGGAUGACCAACUACUGGUCGCUGCAUGUGUGGAAUUGGCAUGAAGGUGGUCAAGCUGAUGACAUACAUGUGGUCGGCGAAGGUUGUCGCUUUCUCGAAAUCUUCUUCCUUACCAAGGAGAAGCUUCUAGCUCUCACAACGCGCGGCCAUAUAGAGCUUUACGACGUCGAGGACCUGUCAAAAGCACCGCAGCUUCAGGCAAGAUUUGCGCUGCCCUUCUAUACACCCCACUUCGCCUUUCGAUAUCCUUCGGUUUUCCACAGUGCCUCAAGUUGCGCACAUCUCGUGGCACCAGAUGAACGUUGGAUUUGGACGACAAACCCCGCAGACCGAGUCAUGUGCAUGUCUGAUUAUUCCAGCGGUGGUUCGAUUGGUUCGAUUUUUGUCAUAACUGCUGGCGUCUUUUUUAUGAAUAUUCCUCCAUCAUGGUUCGAUACGACAUCAGAAGAUAGUUUGACUGUUCCGUGGUUGUCGUGGGGUCCACAGAAUAGCUGCUGCUUUCGAGGCACGGAUAUAUUUGGAGUGGGAGGGUCUCGUGUUAUAUGGGUUGAUCAUUCCAAGUAUCCUGACACCCACUCGUUGGUGCAUAUGAUGGAUUUCAAUCCCUCCGCUGUGGCGCGUGGCAUCGGCAAGGUAGUCCGGGAACGUACGACAUACCCCCGACGCACACUACACCACGAACAGUAUGUGCCAGUGACAACCUACCUCCCUUACGUAGAGGUAGUUGGGGAAGUCAUGAUUGAUCCGUGCGCGACUUUUUCUGUCCUCCUAGACGAGGAAGUGGUGUCGAUUUUCACCGUAUGUUGGUGUAACAAUGUAUGUGUAUUUCCGCCUGACAAGCCAAUGAAGUUGACUGUUUUGUUUCUACCUCAAUCGGAGCAGUUUGAGGAGACAGUAGCCGACAUCAUCAGUUUAUAGUCUACACGUGAAGACCUUCGGUCAGUAUAGAUGGGAUUAGUUCUACGAAUCAUAAUAACAAUUCUUUCUAUACAAUGCCAUGUUGGCGAAAUGGACGGA
Molecule: messenger RNA, 1191 nt
Organism: Suillus paluster
Lineage: Eukaryota; Fungi; Basidiomycota; Agaricomycetes; Boletales; Suillaceae
Exons: 2
Coding region: 103-1092 (329 amino acids)
Source: RefSeq, a predicted model, not a curated record